AUGCUGGCGAAAGGGCAUACCCGCUGCCCGCGAAAGUGGUCGCAGUCACUUCGCCAUAUUUCCACGUCGCAGAGGACUUGGGACUGGACCAAUCACUCAACCAAAGAUGCUGCGAAAGAUGAUGUCGCUCAAUUGGCCGCAAGUCCCCGUCGUCCCCUGACCUUGGCAGAUUUAUUAAGGCAUGGACGGCCACCGUUGUCUAAGGAUGCCCUUCUCGCGUCGGCGAACUUUACACUCAACCUGCUCCCCGCACGACUUGCCUCCAGAAUCCAAGCAUUGCGAAAUUUGCCUUUUAUCGUUGUCUCUAAUCCUCACGUAUCAAAAAUCUACCACAACUACCAACACUCACUGUCCACCUUGCUCCCCUACCAAAAAAGGCGAAUCACGACACUCGAGGAGGAAAAUCAAUUUGGUGAGGUUCUCGCGGACCUGGUCCAAACACACACCAACACCAUCCCUAUUCUUGCUCGAGGAUUCCUCGAGUGUCGGAAAUACGUCAGCCCGGAUGAUGUGACACGCUUUCUGGAUACUCAUCUUCGUGCUCGUAUUGGUACCCGUCUGAUUGCGGAGCAGCAUCUGGCGCUUCACUUUGCCUCUCAGCCAGUCCGCGACGAGCCACACCCGCGAUCAUCGUCCAGCAGUGAUAAAAGCGCCGUUCCCUCGAACUAUAUCGGUGUGAUUGACACUGCGCUUCAGCCCGCAAAUAUCAUACGAGUCUGUGAGGAUUUUGUUGGAGAAAUCUGCGAAUUGAAAUACGGGGUUCGUCCGCGCCUUGUCAUUGGAGGCGAGCCUGAUGCUUCAUUCGCGCAUAUCCCGGUUCAUGUGGAGUAUAUCAUUACAGAAUUGUUGAAGAAUGCAUUCCGCGCAACGAUCGAAUCUGGAAACGAGCGGAAUCCCAUUGAGGUGACCAUUGCUGCAGCACCGGAUGUGCCUGGCAGAGAACCACCCAUUCAAGGAGAUGCCGAUACUGGGUUUGAACUCGGUAAAAGUGGCGGAAUGUAUGUCGGCGAGACAAUGGGUCCCUCCAGUCCCUCAUCGCAGAGCAUCACCAUUCGAAUUCGCGAUCGCGGAGGUGGCAUUCCGCCUGAAGUUCUCCCUCAUAUCUGGUCAUACAGCUUCACCACCUUUUCAGACAUGAACCUGAACUCGGAUAAUGGCAACAUGGAUGCUCUCAACACCAUCUCCAGUAAUAGUGGUCAUCUCAGCAGCAUUGCGGGCCUCGGCUAUGGGCUUCCGCUUGGUCGGGCUUACGCAGAGUAUUUCGGUGGCAGUAUUGCCGUUCAGAGCCUGUGGGGCUGGGGAACAGAUGUGUACCUCACCCUGAAAGGCGUGGGCAAGGUUGACUGA
This is a messenger RNA of Penicillium oxalicum, 1347 nucleotides long. Its product is annotated as alpha-ketoacid dehydrogenase kinase family protein. Gene Ontology annotation, cellular component: mitochondrion. The record is from RefSeq and is a predicted model, not a curated record. Gene Ontology annotation, molecular function: pyruvate dehydrogenase (acetyl-transferring) kinase activity. Gene Ontology annotation, biological process: protein phosphorylation; regulation of glucose metabolic process. The transcript has 2 exons. Lineage: Eukaryota; Fungi; Ascomycota; Eurotiomycetes; Eurotiales; Aspergillaceae. The coding region runs from base 1 to 1347 and encodes 448 amino acids.